AUGGAAAGCAAUGUCACUACUAUUGAGACUGCUAAUAAUAAUACAACAACUAUCACAACCGAUACUCGUAUGGAUUUGAUCCUAACCAGAAGAGGUAUAGAAAAUAGCGCGAAUGGUCGGAAAAAUUAUAAAUCAAUAGGUACUGAAUUAAUUAGAGAUGAUGAUAGCAAGAAAUACUAUUAUAAUACGGAAGGAUAUGAUCAACUUCAAGAAAAACACGACGAACUGAAACGAAAGUUCUUCGAACUUAAUAAAGAACUGGAAGAUAAGAAAAAACAACCGAGAUUAUGUGAUGAUGAUGAUGGACUUGAUGGAAAGACUAUUAAGAUUUUGAAAGCACUUAGUAAAGUCAAGGAAAAAUUGAAUGAUAAGGCUUAUUAUGAUAGUAUUUACGUCCCUGCUUUUGAAUAUUUCAAGAAACCGGAUCAAAAAGAUUAUAAAAAUGACAAUUGUUGGUUUAUACCAAACCGUUGGUGUUUUCAUGAGGCUCUUAGAUGGGAAGGAGAAAGGGCGCAACUUAAUCCAUCUGUUAAAAACACAUUCGGAAGAAUUCGAUCAACAAGUUAA
Entrophospora sp. SA101 is the source of this 567-nucleotide messenger RNA. Lineage: Eukaryota; Fungi; Glomeromycota; Glomeromycetes; Entrophosporales; Entrophosporaceae. The record is from the annotation of a GenBank genome assembly.